CACUGAUGACCUUUAAUUUUUUUAAACCCAUCUACAACUAUUUGGACAUUGCCACUGAAGGUCAGUGUGCGCGAAAAGUCAUAAAUAGCAAAUAUAAAGAAAUCAGCGAUAUGUUUGUCGCAUGUUCGCAUAUUGGUCUACAAUGGAUCGCACUUUUACUGGCAUUGAUUAUGAGUUGCACAGUUUUAAUAACAUAUCUGGUUUCCAUCCAAAGAGGGCAUGUGAAUGCGGAACUGCCAUUUAUCAGCUCUACAGGUGCCUAUCCACCGGAAAGCUGUGUAUUUGGUGAGGGAUUAAACUUGGCCGCUUUUAUUAGUUUGAUAUGCUCCUUUUUAUGGCAUUUAAUUGCAUUAGAAAGAACAAAAUUUAUGGGCAUACAUCAACCAAAUUGUCUUCUUCAAUUUAUGCUUUCGUUAUCUCUAUUAGCUUCAAUUGGUUUAACGUUGGUUGGGAAUUUUCAACAAGUUAACGUUGAAUUAGUUCAUGACAUUGGUGCUGGAAUGGCUUUUUUCGGCACAACUGUUUAUAUCAUUUUAUGUGCCAUAGUUAGCAAACGUUACCUUGGAACACAUUGGUGCAUAUGGAUUUUUAGACUUCUAUUAGGAAUUGUGGCAGCAAUAACGUCAAGUCUUUUUUCGAUAUGUCAUACAAUUUCCAGAGUAAAUUUCAACGGUACACAAGAAGAAUCUUUGACAUAUAGGCAUCCUGCACAAGGUGGUUUUUUAUUUUAUCUGUGCAGCACUAGUUUUGAGUGGGCUGCGGGAUUUACUAUCACGUUAUUUUUCAUGUCAUGGGCUUACGAAUUCAGAUCAUAUGCUUUACAACUACCACAAGUUGUCAAAAAACAUCCAUCUGGAUCUGACGUCUGCAGCCUCAAAACUUAGUGAUAGUUGUUGGUCGCUUGAAGAGUUUUCUCCCACAAUUUCUAGUGGAUAAGUAAUUAAGAUUUUCAACUUCUAAGUCAUCGCUAUCUCAAUCCGUACCCACCUCAGUCAAAUUUUACUUAUUAUUUACAAAUAAGACUGAUCAUUUCACGUCAUUAUAAAGAGAACAAUUGAAUUUAAUGAGUGUCCCUUGUUUUGAGUUAUGGCUUUUAAAUUUUCACAUAGUGAGUUUGCGAUAUGACUCCAAUCAAAAACGCGAAUGCUCUUUGCGUAAAGUGAAAAUUACAGAAAAGAUGAUAUGUUCAUUUUUAAAAUUAAUUUUUAUCAUUCAGCAGUAUUGAAUGUCAAAUAAAGAAUGCUUUAUCAUUGAAA
Messenger RNA from Schistosoma turkestanicum, 1256 nucleotides. Lineage: Eukaryota; Metazoa; Platyhelminthes; Trematoda; Strigeidida; Schistosomatidae. The record is from the annotation of a GenBank genome assembly.